Toxoplasma gondii ME49 is the source of this 10500-nucleotide messenger RNA. RefSeq lists its product as hypothetical. The transcript has a single exon. Lineage: Eukaryota; Apicomplexa; Conoidasida; Eucoccidiorida; Sarcocystidae. The record is from RefSeq and is a predicted model, not a curated record. Bases 1 to 10383 code for a protein of 3460 amino acids.
AUGCUGAACGAGCGCUCAGGAUCGGGCGCUGCGCUCGACAGCGCUGGAGGGGCGGAGUCCACUUCGCAAGAGCCGGCGAGUCCGUCCCCGUCUGGGGUUAUUCGAAGCAACUCAGGCGACACUGUGGAGAAGAACUGGGAGUCGAACACACAUGAAGAGCAGCCUUCGUUCCAGGCUGCCGCGGCAACUUGUGUCGUUCCAGACCACAACGGAGCACCGACUGCCGACCACGAGUAUUGCCCCGGCGAGACGCUGUUGGACAGCGCCGCCGCCUCAGAGUCUGCUUCCGCAGCUGUCGAGUUUGCGGCGUCCCAACUUGCAGACCCUCAGGACGCUUUGCCGGACCCUUCGUCUGCCUCUGUUCGAGCUCAAGAGAUGUCCCCUGGGUCAGAAGCGAUUCAGAUUGGAAGCCAAAGCUCCGCUGCGUUUGCUUCGCCUGCAGAAAGCCCCUCCAGUUCCCCGCGACGCUCCGCGUUCGCUUCACCCUCUGCUCACUCCUGUCAGGGGGGCGCGUCUUUUGAAUCAGAGGCUCAACUCUCACCACCACCGUUUCGAGUAGACUCCGCAGAGGCACGCGAGAGAACGCCCCAUCUCGCCAGCAGCCGGGUGUCUGCGCUCGACGCCAGUAUCGCUUCUCCCUCUGGUUCGCUUCCUCGCGCUUCUGAGCCUCUUCAAGACCCUGCAUGCGAUCGCGACUCGGACGUACACUCGCUGAUCUCUGUCGCGGCGCCUUCGGCUCCCUGCGACGCUGCAGGGGGGACCGGGCCUUCUCCCGAGUACUUUGAUAUCUACACUCCCGCCGGCGCUUCAAGACACGAAGAAGGCACCUCGCUUUCUCGUGGACCCGACUCUGUCCCCACUUCUCAGCGGGGUUCUCUUGUCUCCUCGUUCUCAGCUGGGGCGGCGCGGACCGGCGCGUCUCGCAGUUCUCUGACUUCCGUCUCCUCAGGCAAACUAGACCCGUCUCCUGUUUUCAAAGACCCAGUUCGCCAGUCACUCUCGUCUGUCUCUGACGUCUCCGACACCGCCGCGGUCUUCCUGAGUCACUUGCAGAGGGAGGGCGGCGAAAGAGAAGACUCAGCCGCCUCGGGAAGACACUCUUCGUGUAGAUACGGCCAGGACCGAAGGACUCCAGGCGAAAAGCUGGCGCAGACCUCGCGCCUCGCCUCCUGCGAGGGCAGCCUCCUUCAGCCGCUCCCGGGUGCGGCUUCAGACGCCGCAGCGACCGCGGGGACAAUCGUCCUCGCCCAGAAGGCCGAGAUUACCGCCUUUUUGGCGCGGAACAGACAAGACACGACAAGCCAGGAAGGGAGUGGAGACAACGUGAAAGAUGGCCCGUUUUCGCAGCUCUUGGCGGAGGCAGAUGCAGAGCUGCGCGUUGAGACACUCGAAGAAACCGAGUUGCUGGAGUCAGACGUGACCUUGGCACAGGGGGAGGAGAGUCACCACCAAAGCCUCGUACGGCAAGCGUACAAUCUUUUGUACGGGAAUCAAACGUCGAGCAGCGAGGAUGUCUCUGACGGGUCCACCAUCCGAGGCAGGAGACAGUCCGUCCCUGGGUUCUUCGGCUCGCAGGCCUCAGUCAGACUCCCCGUGGCGCGCCCGCGCGAGGCCUCUCUACCGCGAGCACGACGCGGAGGAGCUUUCUCGCCAUCCAGGGUAGACUGGAAAACCUUUUUAUCAAUGUCUCUCCGGGACGAGACAGAGACAGGCCUCUCCAGCCUCUUCGACAACGCGUUGGGGCGCUUUGACGCCCGCGAGAACUCGGCCCCAGAGACAGACAAGUUGUCAGGCGCUGACGGGGUCGACGCCGCCCAGGGGAAAAGAGACACUGUUCUUCUCUGCGACGAAGUCCAAGACAUCAUCGACGGGCUCUCUGGUCCUCAAAACGCGAGUGCAGACGCGGAUCAGCGUUUCAGAGGAGUUGAGAAAACUGACAACAACGCGGCCUCGCUGCUCUCGGAGGAGGUGCGAAGUCUGAAGUCUCUCGGGUAUGGACAGAUCGCCUACUCCAGAGAAGAGUUCUCCUACGGCGAGGCGUCGCUCCAGAGUCCAGAUCGCGACCUGCGACUCGCUGUGGGGUUUGUCGCCCCACAUCUUCCUUCGCCUGCAGGGCCUGCCGUUUUUUCGGGUGCCUCCGGACAGACACUGCCGCCAGCGACCGAGGAGAGGGGAUCCGAGGCUCUGAGUCCUGCUCUCCGAGAGCGCAGGGGUCUGAUCCAAGGCGUUCCUGCGUCCGGAACUUUCUCAACUUCCCGCCCUCGGCCCUGUGCUAUUGGCUCUUGGACGAGUGUCGUGCCUGCUCCGGUCUUCUUCCCUCCAGCGAGCGACAUCGGACCCUCCGCCUCUGCCUCUCUGCUGCCUCGUCUUCUUCCUUCUCCCGCUUCUUCGUGUGCCACGGGCGCCCCCACGACUAAAGCUUCCCAAUUUGUGCUUCCUUCUCCCUCUUCCUCUGCCCGCCCCGCCGAGGCUCUGGCGAGAGUCUAUGGCGCGUCGCUCUCUCCCUUCAAAGGCGAGGUCAGGCCCGCGUCGCCGGCCUCGCUGAGUUCCUCCGAGUCGACCCAGAGCGACCCCUGCGUCUGGGGCGCAUGCGCCGACAGCUCCGGCGCCCUGUUUAUGAGUGAAGAGGAGACAGCGCAGCUGUGGAGAGAGGCCCAGUUCAGCAAUGCGCUGUUGGACUAUGUGUCGGCGGUUUUCAGACGAAUGGUGGAGUUCCGCGAACUCCUCGCCUCGCAGUCUGGGCGUGGACCCGGCGCCUUGUCUGCGGAGGAAGGGGAUCUUGUUGGAGAGAAGGAAAUCGCAGAUUUCUGGAUGACCUACGCGCCUCUCCAGCGAGAGCCGUACCUCCACGGAGUGGAGCCGCGCGCAACUUCUGCCUCGCCUGGCCCCGCUGUCGAGCUCCACCUGGACGCCGGGCGCCUCGCCAGGGUGCUUGCGGGUCCCGAGGGCCUCCUCGACCUCGUCCGCUUCACGCGCCUCCUCGCUCUGGUCGACGGGGACAUUCCCCACAGCCUGCAAAGUGCGGCGGGGCUCCUGCGUCUCCGCCUGAUUUUCCUUUUUUUCUCGGACCUCCCAAACGUCCGGGGCACCCUCGGCGAGCUCCCGCAUACAGCCGCGAACGACAAGCAAGAGCGAAGGCGACUCGUCCAGUGGCGCGAGUGGAACUGGCAAGGCUUCAGGCACACGCUGCUUCACACCCCCGCGGUUACCCAAGGCGGAGUCGCGGCUUGUCCGGAGUCUCUGCGAGCAGCUCUGGCCACUCUGGGAAAGCCCGGACACUCCGUGGCGACUUUUGCGGACUUCCACGCCUUGGUUGCCGGCCUGAUUGUUCGCGGAACCUCGCGUCUUUUCCGUAUCAAUCUCUUCUCCAUGCAAGAAGGCCCUGAAGGCCUCCUCCGUGUCCCGAGGUUCCCGCUCGACAGUCUCCCCUACCCCCCCCUCAUCGUGCGCAGGCGCGUCCUCUGCUGCACUGUCCCCACUUGCCCCUGCCAGUGGGGCGGGCCUUGCGCGACCGCGACCACAGUCGAGGCCCAGGAAACAGGAGACGCUCUGAAGGUGGUGGCACGGGGAUCUGUUUCUUGGGUCACAAAGCCUCAUGCUGGCGAAACGUCACCGGAAACCGUGUUGCAAGUCAAGUCUCUCGGCCUCCCUACUCCCGCUCAGAGUGUACCGACUGUCGCUGCUGUCUCGCCCUCGGCGCAGGGCUCCUAUCUUCGCCUGGUUGGCGGCGCCUUCCCGCCGGUGGCUCCCCCCUCGAAAUCGGAGGAAGCUCUGCCCCACAGCCUUCCUGGAGCCCCCGCCUCUCCGCUCUACAUUGCGGACCCUGCUCAGGUGUCUCCUCAGACUCCUGGUGCCCCCGAGGAGAUCGGACCGAAGGCUCUGGGGACGCUGCGAGUCGCGCCCUCGGCGAGUCUCACGCGGCCUGCUGUCUCCAUGGCUUCGAAACUUCCAGUCAGAGUCGCGGGCGCGACCUCUGUUGGCGUGCGACCGAGUUUCGUUUCUCCUAUGUCCGGUCGCGAUGGCGGUCAGCAACAGCUGGCCGGUGGGACGCCUCUCCACCCUGCUUUCUACUCUUCCAGGGGCAUCUCUGGGCCGCUGGAGAGCGAACGAGAGGGCAAAGAGACUGUGCCGGUUUUGCUGCAUGCGCCGAAUCUUCUCCUGCCUUUUCCCUCUCAGCCCGUUCAAUCGGGUGUCCCCGCCUCUUCCCUCAUGCAUCCUCAGUCUCUGCCCUUCGCCUGUGGUCGCCCCUCGGGGACUCCAGAAGGCCUCGCAUCGCCUGCCGUUCCUGGGCAAGCCUCGAAUCCGGGGCUCGCGUACGCUGGCGAGGUUUCACCGACGUGUGUUCUCUCCCAUCAGGCCAUCAAGAAGGAAGAUUCAAGGGCAGACGCGGUCUCGGUUUUUCCUGCCCCAGCAGGCCCGGUCCAGGAGACAAGAGUUCCGUUCCUAAUUCAAAACCACUACACUCCCCUCUCGUGGAGGGGCCUCUCUUCCCCGGCGGGUGUUCUCCCUGGUGUGUCAGACUCGGAAAUUCGCCCACAACUGCAGUACCUUCCGCCACAGCCUAAAGUCUCCUUUUUCUCACCUUCUCCAGUUGCGAGUUCUCACACUGUGAGAAGUGACAGUCGGCCGUUGGGCUCUGCAGCCGCGGCCGGAGAGGGCGCAGCGGAACUUCAGGGCCUUCCGGCGCGGGCGCGAGUCGUUGCCGAAGUUUCCUAUGAGGCCCGGCACAAGGAUCUCUUCGAUCGGAUACCGCUUAUGGCGACGGACUUCGCAAAUCUCCCCGUCCUCGACGUUCGCCAGAUAGGCGGCGAAGAGAGCGACGGCUUGUUGAGACAGGCCAGGGCAGCAGAGGCGGUCGACGCCCGAGGCCUGCAGGAGGCGGGACUCCUCGGAAAACAGAUAAGACAUGCACAUCGAGAAAGCAACCCCAGCUCGCGGCCUCCUUUGCAUGUUCCUGUCUCGUCUCCUUCUUCCUUCGCGUCUUCUUCUUUUUCUUCUUUCGUCAUCCCAGGUCGAGUGGCAAAUCCAGACAUCGGAGGUGCCCGGCGUCUGCCGGCUGCCGUCGGGAGCCUCGUGAUUGCCGCGGGUCCGGUCCCGCCCCCCAUCUCGCGUUCGUCGUUUCUUGUUCCUUCGCUCCUACCGCAGCCGAGAGGCCACAGUGAACGGCGCGUGUCUUCCUGCGCCCCGCCACUCGCGGAGGGCCUCUCUGUCGCAGAGGCAGAGCCGGGAGCCGGAAGAAGCCGCAGUCGGAACACAGAGCGCUGUCUCCGGCGCUCAGAGACACCCGCUGUGGAGAGGUCGGAGGGGCUCUCUGUCGCAGAGAACGCCCGAAAGGGUGCGAACGGACUCUCCCGCUUCUCUGCUUCCCGAGAUGUCCUCAACUGCGACGCCCGCUCCUUCACCCCGCCUUCGUGCUCGGAUGGCGGACCACUUGCCCCGCCGUGUUUAGCCUCUCCGGAGGCGCAUUCGCCGGUGCAUGCACAUCGCCCUCGAGCCAUCUGGAUGCGGGAGGAGAGGAGAAGAAUCGAACAGGAGGAAGCCCAUCCGCUGGCUUUGCCGCACAUGCGGUCCCCAGAAGCCGGAGACGCCCGGCGACGCUCGGAGCGUCCACAAGAGAAGGCUCGCGAGAGACUCUCCGACCCUCACCAGGCUGGCGAGAGCGAAGGGACGACGGCGGAUGAGGCGGCACCGGAAGCUCGCGCCGCCACAACGCUCACUUCAAAUCCUGUGGCGAUUCUGUCGAACGAAGAAGUCGAGGGCUUGCAGCGCGGCCUCCGUUUGGCAAGUUUCGAGAGGUACUGCGUUCUCCAGCGGCUGGCUCAGACUGCGGACGGACGUGGAGAGACAUCCGAAGUCAGUGGAGAGAAGACGCCCCCGGCUGAGCCGCUGUUUGUCCAGUACGAACUGAGCCGCGUGGAGCGCGACUUCGCGGAGGCGAUCUUCGCGCCGUUCCUCUACACGUUCUGCUUCCUCCUCGAGAAACAAGCCAAGCGUCAGUCGCAAGCGCCGCCCUCGCCAAACACCGGCGCGGCGCCGGUCUCGCCGCUGGGGGCCCUUCGCGUGUUGCAAGAUACGUUUUCUCUCCUGACGAAACGCGACAUGUUCUGCUCUUCUUCGCUCGUCUGCAAAGACGCUCUGGACCUUGCGGCCGAGGUCGCAUGCGUCCUCUGUCCGGCGCCCUUCAGACCCGGCAGAGUCAUCGCCUUCGUCUGCUGUCUCCACUGGCUGCGAGAGCGCGGCCUCCACCUGCGGCGCCUCCAGGAAGGCCCUCAGGCACCGGAAGAGGCGUUCGACUGCUACAGCCUCCUGCCCCUUCUGCCCUUUUCCGUCGGAGACCGCUUGGAGCCCAACGAGGUCGCACACGUCGUGGGACCCUCCAUCCGGGCGAUCAUGGGCCAGAUGGAGACAGGUUUCAACGCUCUUCUCUCUGGCGAGCGCGAGAGAGAAGACACCGAACGGGAGCCUCGUCCGGCGCGGCCCGCCGAAGGCAACGCCAACGCCGCAGAGAGCGCCGCGAGUCACCCCGGGGGCGAGAGCCGGGAGUCUCAGGAACCGCAGGCAGACGCUGCGUCGGUUGGAGGUCCGGAGCCAGAGCCCACAGGUGUGAACGGAUUCAGCAAAGCUACCAGUUUGUCGAAGGAAGAGGAACUCGAGAGGAGAAUGGCAACGCGAACCACUGCGGGAGAUGCUCGAGGAUGGAGUUGCGUGAGCUUCCAAUCUGUGUCGGCUUCUAACGUCGGGGAUUUUGGCGUUGCAUGCGAUGAAGGCUCACACUCUUCCACUUCUCAGCAAGUGUCUGGCUAUCCAUUGGAAAAUCCAGUCUUUCCUCUCCCGGGAAAAGAGGACCCUGACUCUGUCGCCUCGGUCGCGUCGGGCCUCAUCGCGCUUCCUCCAGGUGGGGCUCGAGCCCCCAUGCGCAUGCAGAAGAACGGGGCACUCGCGGCCGCGACUCGCGCAGCCUUCUCAGCGGGAGGCGCGACUCUGCGGGUGUUGCCCAAGACCCUGCAGAGCGCGGGAGAGAAGGACGGAGACAGGAGCCUCGGCGUCUCCCUUUCGAGCGCUGAGAGCUUGCAAGAGCCGCGACCGCGGUCGAGAGGAGGCGAGCCGACUUUCACAGGCGCGACAGCUCUGGGCGCAGUUUGUGCGUCUGAACAAACCGCGGGGUGCGGACUCUCCGAGGUUCCGAAGGAGAGAGAAUUCGAGUUGAAGGACCUGGGAGAAGGGAGACCCAGCUUCGCUGGAGGCCCCGGAGACAGCGACGGGAGACCUGCGCGAGACGCCUUCUCGAGUCGGGGCAGAAGGGGUCACCUGCCCACGCCGAAGCCUGUUCUCCCGGAUCUCGGUGUACAAACAGCCUUGGGCGAACGCGGAUGCUAUUCGGGCAAGGCGGGGCCCCGAGUGUCGAGUGCGACUCGCAGCGUUUCGAGCGAGAGUUUUGUGGCGGCCGCUGCGGUGCAACCAGACGGCCGGACUUGGGGUCCACACUUGGAGCAUCCUUCCCGACGGCAAGGACCCUCAACUCCCUUCGAAGUUCUUCCUGAACUCCACCCUUCCGACAGGCUCCCGCGAAGCCGUCGCCCGACGGUCGUUGCUUCGCAAACGCUGAGUGUGCCGACCCCCGCGACCGCAGGUGUCUCUCCUGGCUGUCACCCCAGUCUGCCUCCAUCUGAGGCGCGUCACGGUCUUUUCCCCGAGGGCCCCGAAGGAGACAGAGGAGACUUUAGGUCGCGCUGCUUCGCGGCUGGCGAGAACGAAGAGGAGGACUUCUCAGCUGAUGUGGGGUUUCCGAGUGGCGGGGACGAGGUGCAUCUCCCGCGGCACAUGCAUCCGCCUCUGACGGGAGCAAGGCCCUCGCGCUCUUUGCUCUCGGACUCUCUGGGGUCUCUCGUCGAGGACAUCGUCACAACGCCUCCACUCGUUUUCUCGGGAUUUACGACUCCGCGGGAAGCCUGUCCGGAGCAGGCGAGACUCAAGGAGGAGGCGAGGCGUAGGGUGAAAUUAAGCAACGUUCCACCUCCUCCCACACCUGCUGAGGCGAAACAAACGAGCUUUCUGUCCCCAGAGACAGAGGGCCAGGCCCACCGCGGCGCGGCGCUCUUCUCGCCUCCGACCGUCGUCGCUGCCGUUGCCGGGGUCUCCUCGGAUCUCGGGGCCUCGAGAAAGCUUCCGGCGGAGCCGCAGCGCAGUUCGUUGCCUCUGAGGCGGUCUCCGAGCCUCGUGUUCCCGGUGUCUCCUCGUGCAGAGGCCGGCGCGCCUGUCUAUCCGUCCGUGACGGAAAAGCAGACAGGUGGGUACCGAGGCGAGAACGAUCCCGCGGGGGCUGUGGGUCUCGAGUGGAGGCAGCAACAGGGGCCUUUUGAGGGCAAAAAGACACAGGCGGGGAGUCCUGAGGGAGACUCGACUUCUUCCCGGAUUGUCUCACCUCUGGAAGAGCUGUUGAUGGCCGGGAGAGAGACAUUCUUCUCACCUGCGGCGCCCCCCACAGACGCCGCACCCGAGAGUCAAGUUCCAGGCUUCGAGGGCGGACAGCUCAGCAAGCGAGAAGGGCCAGAGAGUGGGCGAGGCGAUUUGAAUUUGUCGCCUCCUUGUUCUCCCUCGGCUCUGUCCAACAGCUUGGCGGAGUUCUUCAUCGGACGGAAACGAUCAACGCAUGCAGACUGCUCGCCUGCGUCCCCACCCCGGCCGUUCUCGCCGCCCUUCUGCGACCCAGGCAUCCGAGAUGGAGACGCAAACGACCUCAGCAAAGACGCAAGCCUUCCGCAUUCCUUCUCUUCUCUUCAGAAGCUGUCGGAGGCGGACCUGCUGGAGCUGAAUGAGAGCCGCGCUGACUGGAGCGCAGAGGCAAGCCGGCCGCGCGACGGUCUGUCCACCCCACUGGGUGACUCUGAGAAGAAGAACGCAGAAGCUGCGAGAUCUCUCACGUCUCCGACACUGGCCGCCGCGCCUUUCAGCCUCCUCCUCUCUCGACACGGUUCGCGUCCUCUCUCGACGAAUCGCCUCAGUUCGUCCUGCUCUUCUCUCGAGGCUCUGUCGGACCUGCCAUCAUCCGGCCGCGUCUCUCUCUCCUCGUCUGUCCGGCAGCAUUCCGAGAUCGCGGGAUCCAAACCCCGAGAGCUUGAUGCGCGCCCAAUUGAGAACUCCGCGGGAGGAACUGGAUGCGAAGGAUCUGUCUCUGCAGAGACACCCGAGGCGCCGCGUCGCACGAGUUAUCUUGAGGGAGAAGAAGAGCCUGUCUCUUCUUUUUGCGAGACCCGAUCCGAGCGUCUUUCAGGCAGCCAGAAGGCGCUGGAGGCAGGGCCAGGAGCCAUCGAAGACGCGGCUGUGGCCAUCGCGCAUGCAGCGGCCGCGCGGGCCUUCAGAGCUGCUCAGGAGAACGAAACUGCUCAGUGUUUGGAGGCAGGUCGCAUGGCCGUUGCGGUUGCCGCCGCCGCGGCUGCGGCGGGAGGCACGCGCCGCUUGGAGAAACGCGAGUCGUCGCUGGGAGUCCCGAGGAGACAGUCUUCGUCAGGCCUCUCUGCGAGCCGAGGGGACAGCCGAGAAGAGCAGGAGGGAGGGCGACGACGCAUGCAAGAGACGCCGUCGUUCUGGAAGAGACGCGGCCUCGCUGCUGCCUUUGCAGCCGCAGCCGUCGCCGAGGCCCGAGCGGAGAGAAGGACCCAGGAGGAGAAAAGAGCGAAGAGAGACGAUGUCCGGAGUCGAAGAGAAGUAGCAGAUCUCGAACGCGAAGUCUCCCGAGAAGCUUCCGAGGAAGUCACGACAGCUGUCGCAAGCGCCAACCUCAGUGUCGGUUUGGGAGGUUCCAACGGGGCGCAGGCUCGCUGUGGCGCGCGCCGGAGCUCUGCAUGCGACGAGCCAGGGAAGAAUGAGGUUCUUAGACACACCGCGAAUGGACGGAACGGCGAGAGGGGGGACAAACGCGUCGGUCACCCCCAGUCUUCUCGGUCUCACUCGUCGCUUCUUUCGGGACUCGCAGAUGAAGGAGAUGGAGAGAAGGCUUGCGCCGCAGAGUUUCCGGAUGCCUUCGACGGCAACGGGGGGGAAGCCUCCAGGGAGCUUGCCGAUUUGGCUGUCGAGACACCCGAGGGCAAGAGAAGAGAAGAACCUGAGAAAGCGUUCCGGAGGGGCUCUGGGUCGAGUGGAGAAGCUCACAGAGGAAGCAGCUGGGAAGAGGGAGAGGAAAAUGGUGAUCCGCAUUUCGGCAGACACUCGAGAAACUGGACUGCCUCGGCAGAUGACGCCCGUGAGGGCGAGGACUCUGCUUCGCUCGAGCAAGUGCAGGGUCCUCAGCCGGCCUCUCUUGAAGGCUGCGAAGCAAGGUCCGAUAGCGAAUAUGAGAACGCCUACAGAAACGGCGUUCCUGCCUCUCUUGCAAAUGAAAUCUAAGAGGUGCGAAGCGCGAAAAGAGCGAAGGGAAACAUGGCCUACGAGUUUAUCUUUCUUAUGCAGAUCGGUUCGAGGCCGGAUGCGGCGGUCCAUUUCCGUGUCUGUCUCGGCUUGUGA